This is a messenger RNA of Thlaspi arvense, 504 nucleotides long. The record is from the annotation of a GenBank genome assembly. Lineage: Eukaryota; Viridiplantae; Streptophyta; Magnoliopsida; Brassicales; Brassicaceae.
AUGAUAGAUAUGGGCUACAAUGUCAGUAUGAUGGCAGAUUCAACAUCGCGAUGGGCAGAAGCACUGCGAGAAAUAUCAGGUCGACUGGCAGAGAUGCCCGCGGACAGUGGAUAUCCUGCUUAUCUGGCAGCACGUCUGGCCUCAUUCUAUGAACGCGCUGGUAAAGUAAAAUGCCUUGGUGGGCCAGAACGUACUGGUAGUGUGACAAUUGUUGGUGCUGUUUCGCCUCCAGGAGGAGACUUUUCUGAUCCUGUUACAUCUGCCACCCUUAGCAUUGUCCAGCCCUGUGCUCAUCUUGCAGGUUUUUUGGGGUCUGGACAAGAAACUGGCCCAGAGAAAGCACUUCCCUUCUGUAAAUUGGCUGAUUUCAUAUUCCAAGCAUUGGAAUCCUUUUAUGAGCAAUUUGAUCCAGACUUCAUUGACAUCCGGACAAAAGCUCGUGAAGUGCUGCAGAGAGAAGAUGACCUGAACGAAAUUGUUCAAUUUCUCUUGGAGAGUUCAUGA